AAAGCAUGUUUUCUAUCUACAUGCAUACAAACAGAAAUACGCCUCCAACAAUUAGUGUUUCUUGUUAAAUAUACCAUAAUUAAGGUAGGCAAUAGAAAAUUGUGUGGAGGAAUCUUGUGUUAAAAUGGCUUGCAGCGAACAGGUACUGGAAGGAUUUAUUUGUCCAAUAUGUAUGACAGAAUUUAAAGCACCAACACAGUUAACCAAACAUUUCGAAGAUGAUCAUAAGGACGAUUCGGAAACAGUGAAAUUGCUUAAAGAUCUUAUCGGCAAGGCUAAAAAGAUUUUGAAACAAGAAGAAAUGCCAGAAACAUUCGUACCACAUAUAGGACAAUGUAGUACAGAAUUGAAUUGGGGACACCAAGAAAUUGGUGAAAUAAAAUCAUAUACAUCGUAUUUUAAAGAAAUAAGAAAUGCAAGAUUGGAACGUUAUUCCAUAGAAACAAAUAAGCUUCUCAUAAGGCUAGAUAAAUUAUUAAAUAAUUUACCAACUGAUCCUGUCGACAGAAAAGUUCACGAGCGUAGAAUUGUGCCCUGGAUAGAUGAAAGAGAUGUAAAGUUAUGUCCGAACUGUGCGAAGACUUUUCAUAUUGCUAGAAGAAAACAUCACUGUAGACUUUGCGGAGCUGUUAUGUGCCACAAUUGCACAGUGUUUUUAUCUUUGCAAGAUGCAAGAAAAAUGACAAGUCCUGUAUCUGUACAAGGCGAUUCUGCAGUUUCUCCUACUUCUGAAAGACCAAUUUCAGAAGGCUUUGGUCUUACAAAGUUGGCUAGAUCACCUUCCAGUAGUAGUUUGAAUAGUGUUUUGUCGUUAGUCAAUGAUUCGGUAUCUAAUGAAGAACAUUUUAAAAUUUGUGUACACUGUGCAAAUUUGUUAGAUGCGAGAGAAAAACAAAAAGCAAAACACUUUGAUAAACCGAUUUUGUGUCAGUUUUAUGAAAAGAUGAAGGCUUACAUGGAAGAAGCAUCUCAACAUAUAAAAAUGUACACUAAAAUGUGGAAAUCUCUCAGUCAAGGAGAAACUAUGUAUAAUCUAGAAGAUGCACAAGCUCUGAGACUUAAGAUUACUAAACUAGGUGAAAAUAUAGACUUAAUCAGCAAACGAAUAUCUGUAUUGGGCACGAAAUGCGUGGAAAAUCCUCCACAAGCACAGGAAGUCAGAUUGCAUUAUAUGGUCAGAAUAUCUGCAGUGACAUUUUUAAAAGAAGUGCUAGUAACUGUACAACCUUUGCCAACACCGGAGCUAUACGCAGAAUUUCAGCAAAAACGUCAGAUGGAAUUGGAAGCGAGAAUUGCACGCGAAAGACAGCUAGAAGAAGAACAAAGGGAAAAAUCGAAAGAGCUACGUAAAAGAGAAACGCCGAAUAACGAAAUUCGACCUUCCUCGAAAGAAAAUGAGCCAGUAAUAGUAUUGAAUCAAGCACAAGGCUGGGGACCUUCUAAUAUUGCACCUAAAAUGCCUUCGUCCAUGGAUCCCAUAAUUGAACAAAUGAGUAAUCUCCGAGCUUACAUUAAACAAGCUAGAGAUGAUUGCAGGUAUGAUGAAGUUGCUACGUUAGAAAACAAUCUCAGAGAACUUCAAAGUCUUUACUUCACUAUGAAUCAGAGUAAUAAUAGCGACGGAUAGACACACUCUUGCAUCUGCAUUUAUAUAUAUAAUAUUGUACACUUUAUUAAAUUUAAUAAGACUUAAUACAUGUUUCCAAUAUGCCCAAAGUUCCGUGCAUCUAUUUUACGUGUUGCUAUUCAAUGCAAUAUACGCAAUGAGUUUCUUUAUAUUAAUAAAUAUAAUUCCAUCACGACAUUCAUGUAUCCUCGUGGUACAUGUAUCUACUGUAUUAUAUGUAAUACUACAGAAAGUACUUUUUAUCUCGAAGUUUAUAUGAAAAUUAAAUGUAUUAGUGUAAGGAUAAAUUACAACACAUCUGCAUUUAAGUAUAUGUGUACAUAUACGGAAUGCUUUCGACAUAUUUAUAGUUGCACCUUACAGGAGAUUGCUUUCAACCAAAACUUGAACUUGUUUUAAGAAAAUAUAUACAAAUAUGUUUAUAAAUCUGUAUUAUUCAUUGUAUUCUAAAACUGUGAUAGGUAAUUCUUGCGAGUUCACUACAUUUUGUAUUAUAUUUUCCCCAUUAAAACCUAUAUUAUCUGAA
Molecule: messenger RNA, 2153 nt
Organism: Megalopta genalis
Lineage: Eukaryota; Metazoa; Arthropoda; Insecta; Hymenoptera; Halictidae
Source: RefSeq, a predicted model, not a curated record